This is a messenger RNA of Phoenix dactylifera (date palm), 843 nucleotides long. NCBI's taxonomy places the organism in Eukaryota, Viridiplantae, Streptophyta, Magnoliopsida, Arecales, Arecaceae. The record is from RefSeq and is a predicted model, not a curated record.
CCACACGUUCCAACUUAACGGUAGCCACUGCCAAUGUCAGCUGGAAUCCACCUUCCUCACCUUCCCAUCAUCAUAACAUCCACCAACUCCAGUCUCAAAUUUCUUGGUUCAAAUAUGAUAUCUAUCAUAUAAUAUUAUUAUGCUUCGUCGCCUUCAAGCUCAAGCAUAACGGGCCGAUGUCAACGGCCGCCUCCCUCUUUCUCCUACCAAAUCUUUUAUUCUCUCCACCAAAACCCCAUGGACUCCUCCCCUUCGUCCCAAUUCCAGGGUUGGGAGUAGGUUUAGGGUUCCGAGUACCCUCGUCAGUUGCGGCACCGGUGGCGGCAAGAAGACGGCGGCCUCCCGCUCCGACAUGGACUCGCCGGCCGUGGACUGCGUCGGUACCGGCGCCGAUGUCGAGUGCUUCGUGCCAGAGUCCUCCUCCGAGGGCGACCAGCUGCUGCCGCCGCCGGCGAAGAAGAGACCGGCGGCGAGCUUCGAGAUUGGGAGAGGGGAAAUGGGGGAGGGUUCCGACGUUGGGUUGGUCCAGAAGGCUUUGGAUUGGGCGCUCCUGGUGUCGCCCUUCUUCUUCUGGGGCACGGCCAUGGUCGCCAUGAAGGAGGUGAUCCCCAAGACGGGGCCUUUCUUCGUCUCGGCCUUCCGGCUGAUCCCGGCAGGGGCUCUUUUGAUCGGUUUCGCAGCGGUGAGGGGGAGGAAGCAGCCGACCGGGGCUUUUGCGUGGCUCUCCAUCGUCUUGUUUGGGGUCGUGGAUGCUGCUUGCUUUCAGGGAUUUCUGGCUGAGGGUUUGCAGAGGACAUCGGCGGGAUUGGGCAGUGUAAGUUUGUAAGCUUUAAGCUCUUUGAA